Messenger RNA from Lolium perenne, 1546 nucleotides. RefSeq lists its product as uncharacterized. Lineage: Eukaryota; Viridiplantae; Streptophyta; Magnoliopsida; Poales; Poaceae. Gene Ontology annotation, molecular function: zinc ion binding; nucleic acid binding. The record is from RefSeq and is a predicted model, not a curated record.
CCCAUGGAUGCUCCCUCCCCUAUAUAAAGAGGGGAGAAGCAAGGGUGCUUGGGGUCCAAGAACUAAGAAACCCUAGCCACCAUCCUCUCUCUGUCCUUGCUCGUGUACCGGCUUGGCGAAGCCCUGCAGGAAAUCUUCUCCACCACCACCACCACGCCGUCGUGCUGUUGGAAUUUCGAGAAGGAUCUACUACAUCCGCUGCCCGCUGGAAUGGGGAGAGGAUGUCUUCAUCGACACCGUUCGUGUGACCGAGUACGGAGGUGCUGCCCGCUUGCAGCACUAGAAGGACUACAUCUCGAACUUGAGUUCGGCAAGAGUACGACUACAUCAUCCACGGGAUUUGAUCUCGUUAACACUUUGGAUCUUCAAGGGAGGGUUCUACUUGAUGAGCUGCAUCAAGGAUGUUCCCACCCUUAGAGGGGAUAACUACACAGAAUGGGUGAAGAAGGUGGAACUCGCUUUCGUCUGUGCUGAGGUGGACUGGGUGGUUGUCACACCGCCGCCCAUCAAGCCUGCUGACCCUGUCAGAGAUGACACGGAUACUGAUGAUGCAUGGGCUAAAAAGCAAAGGGAUCAUGCUCCUGUGGAGAUGUCCUACAUCCUAGAGAACAGAAAGUGGCAGACUGCCAACAAAAAGUGCAUUGCAUUUAUAAAGAAUACAAUUGAGAACGCCAUCGUGGGCUCAAUUACAGAGUGUACUUCUGCUAGGGAGUACUUAGAAAAGAUAAAGAACCAGUUCACUGGUUCUUCAAAGACAUAUGCAACCCAGCUGUUGAAGCAGCUGGUGACAGAAAAGUACAGUGGAGGUGCACAUGGCAUCAGGGAGCACAUCCUCAGGAUGAGCAACAUGGCUGCAAAGCUGAAGCCCAUGGAUGCUAACCUGGAGCUGAAGCCUGCACUCCUGGUUCACUUGGUGAUGGCUUCAUUGCCACAACAAUUUGACAACUUUGUUGUCAAUUACAACAUGAACCCUGAGAAAUGGGAUGUUGAAAAGACCAUUGCCAUGUGUGUGCAAGAGGAGGACAGACUCAAGGCACAGAAUGGAGGUACCAUCAAUUAUGUGAAGGACAAUAAGAAAAGGCCCUUCACACCAAGCAAAAAUGGUUCCCCUUCAAAGCAAUAUGGUAAAGCCCCAAUGCAGCAUCAUCAGAAGUUCCAGCAUAGGCCAUUGCCAGUAAACAAAGAUCAGUGUCUUCACUGUCAGAAGACUGGGCACUACAAGAAAGACUGCCCUGCUUUUCUGAAAGAACUAAUGGCAAAGAAAGGGAUUCCAUUCGACGAGGACUAUGAAAAGAGGCGAAGGAUGCGUUGAAGUCGCGAAUGGAAUUCAAGCAGAAGUUGAAGCUGUUGGCGAUGUCCUCUUGGAGCUAGCUGAUGGCUUGACUAUUCUGCUUAGAGAUGUCUUAUUUGUUCCUUCCAUACAUAGAAAUUUAAUAAGUGUAUCGCGCUUAGAUAAAGACAGUUAUCAAUGUUAUUUUGGACAUGGCAAAUGUGCCAUAUGGUGUAAUAAUUCUUAUGUUGGGGUUGCAAUACUCCAUGAUGAGCU